Molecule: messenger RNA, 11084 nt
Organism: Macrobrachium nipponense
Lineage: Eukaryota; Metazoa; Arthropoda; Malacostraca; Decapoda; Palaemonidae
Product: ankyrin repeat domain-containing protein 40-like
Exons: 6
Coding region: 163-1020 (285 amino acids)
Molecular function (GO): protein binding
Source: RefSeq, a predicted model, not a curated record
UACCUAUAGGGUAAACGACCAAGCGGCGACAUAGGCUAGUGUCCACUGAUCCCUGAAUGCGUCCACUUUCUAGAAGAAAGUAUUUUAAUUUGCUGCCAUGAGCAUCAGUCAAGAGUUGUGGCCCAUCCUGGCAGCACACUGAGACCUCUUGAAUUUUUCAAAAUGGAUGUCCAAAAGCUCAAUGAGGAGAAGCUUCGAGAAGCUUGCUGCUAUGGUGAUAAUGAAGCAUUAGGUGCUUUAAUUUCUAGAGGCACCAACAUAAACUGCAAGCAUGAUAUUAAUGGCUGGACAGGGCUUCAUUGGGCUUGUAAGAGAGGAAACGUUAACACUGUCCGUUGGCUCAUGGCAAAUGGAGCAGACCCAAAAAUAGAGAAUAAUCAGUCUCAAACACCAGCCCAUCUUACAACAAAUUCUCAGAUUUUACAGUUACUCGGUAUUGAGGGGCCUCUGGCAGAAGAUGCAUCUUCGAAUUCAGAUUCUCUACCUAUAACGCCAAGUUACUUAGCACAUCCCCCUGUUGACCAUAAAGUGUCUCUUGAUGUGCGGAAUCCGAAUGAAAAAUUACUUACAAAUGGUGUUCAUGAAGGUGAGACCUUCCAAAGUCAAACAAGCCAUCAAGUACCCCAUGCUCCAGUGUUAACCCAGAGUGCCAACCAACAAGCAUCACCAAUUAUGUCACCAAGUAAAGAAAUAGUUUUGAAGGUACGAGUAGCAUACUCUAGUGAUCCAGACUUCAUAGAAGUUGAAUUUCAACCUACCCACAUGAACUACAGUCAUCUUCUUAUUACGUGCUGCAGAGAACUGGCUAUCAACCCACAGAUGGUUGAAAGAAUACGGAAACUUCCAAACACUCGUCUUCGUAACGACAAAGAUGUCAGACGUUUAUGUGAUUAUGCUGAAUUAGAAUUAGUAAUAAAAGGUCAGAAUCGACCGGUUCCAUCUCAUAGUGAUUCUCAGUCCACAUCUAAAAAUAGUUAUCAGUCAAUAUCAAGUUUUAAAAACCAAACAAUUUUGUAUUAGUGAAUAUGGUAUUUUGAAGACGAAUGUAUUUCUGUGGUUUUGUGUAUUAAUUUAAUCAUUUAUUGAUAUAUGAAUGCAUACUGUGAAAUCCCAUUACAGUUAGGAUGUGAAAGUAUAAAUACAGAUUGUUACAAAAGAUGUGUUGUGCGUAGUGGUAAAUGGAUAUAUGAUUGUAUUCUUGUUUAGGACUCUAGUUAUUCUUGAAGGAGCUAUUUGUAGUAUCUGUUGCUCUUUGGAUAUGUGUGUUUGUGAUUUAUAACUUUUAUAGUAUGAAAGCCUUUCAUUUGGAUAGUACAAUGCCUACUAGUAUCUGUGUAUGUAGUUCCUUCUUAGCUGGCAGUCCUUCAGUAUUUUUGUUUUUGCACAUAAUUCUUGUUUAGAGUUCUCCUUUGUCAUGGUCUGCAUGAUUAGUUGUUAAUGAACGUUGUUGGUCAGCUUGAGGUGGCUUCCAGCAACACCAGUUUUGUUUUUGUGUCCAGAUGGGAUCAGAUUAGAACUAUUUAAUUAACAAUUUUGUGCCAACAAUUGCACAAACAUUUUCUUUCUCGCUUUUGGUUGCCAUGGUUACAGAACAUAUGCAUUUUUAAAAGGGAACUGAUCAACGAACUUCACCAAAAAUACAUUUUGCUCAAAUGAUUUAUAAACUGAUGGUAGUCAGGUGUUUUGUAUUUUCUUGUAACUGUCAUUAAAUGUUAGAAAUUAAUUGAAAUGUUUACUAUAUAAAAUCAGUAUGUAUAUAAGUGGUGGCUAAUCAUUACCAAAUAAGUCAAAUUCUUACAUUUCUUUCUAGAGAAAUUUGUGUACUACCUAUUCCAGUCUAAUUUAUGUGAUCUGAUCAAUAAUCAAAGAACUUAUAUUUUCAUCAUAUUUUUCCUUACACCAUAUGCAAAGUAAAUUUUGCAUAACUUAGCUUAACAGAUACUGUGCUUUAGUUGUUUAAUGUAUAUUAUUUUAUACAUAAAAACUCUAAUCAUUGGUGUCUGUAUGAGCUCAAGGUUUAUUUCCCCAAGAGAACAUCACAAAUAUUAUAUUUUAGGAUAACCUUGGUACUGUUAUGGAAGUAGUGUUUUUAGUUCCUGCUUUUGAUAUGUUAUACCAUUUCUUCUCUUGAGUUGUUACAGUACUUAGUGGAAGGCUUGGCCUGCAUUUGCAGAAAACUGAGCUUUAAAAGGGAUUCAAUUUUUCAAAAUAAUUUCUCUCAAGCUGCAGAAGUAGAGAUUUUUCAGUAGUCCUGUGAGAACCAGACAUCAAAAGGCUUAUAUUUUUAGGUCUUUAAAGCUUUGAUAAAUAUUUAUAUAUUAUAUAUAGCUUGUAAACAUAAUUUUACCAUCUAGUAUCAUUGACAGUCUCUUGCCAUUGUUAGAAUAUUAAAAAAGGUAUUCAGUGUUCAUAUUUGUGUCUUGACGUUUCUCUGCUUUGAUUGUUAUUGUGGUUAUAUGUUAGUAUUUUGGAGUUAUCAAAAUCAUUCAGUGAAUUAGCUUUAUGCCUUUGGAAGUUAUUUUGUAAGUGGUGCAGUACUUUUCUAAUGUAGAAAUGCAUUAUGUCCCAUUCUUUCAUUUAAUUUAUUUAAUUUAUUUUUAUUAACUAUUGAACUUUUAAAAAGCAGUACUGUACUCAGAAUUUUUGCGAUUUCAUUUUUAUUCCACUGUCACAGAAAAAGAUAUUUUGUUUUUAUCCAAGGCUAGCAUAGUUUUUAUGAAGAAUAAGGAUGAUACUAGGCAAAUUAUGAAAGAUGACAUGUCACUCUGUUUCUUGCAACCAAUAGAAAUAUAGUGUUUUGUAACCAAAAUAAAAAUAUCUCUUGAAAUAGUUCAAGAAAUAUUUGGCAUAGCACAGUCAGGAGAGGGAAAUAGUGCUACUUAAGAAACCAUUGACUUUACUGAGAUAUUCAAUAGCAUAUAGACAGAAGGUAUAGAAAUUAGAUUUUAUUAUAGCAUAAAGUUGAAUAGUAGAUAUUUUGGUAUUAACAUAUUAAAAGUCAUGACUAAUUGAGCAUUCAACCCCCUGUCUGUAAAACUGAUAUACAGUUCACACCUUCAUAUAAAUAGUAAAGUCUUCAUACACAAAUGUUCAUAAGAAGAAAUAGAAAUAGAAGUGUCUAGUACUUACUGCAGUACUGUAUGAUGUAAGCAUUGGUAGUGUAUAUAACAUAAAAACAAAAUAUGUAAUCCUUUUUUUUAAGCUGUAAUUUGUUAAUCUGUGUUUUCUAGCUGCUGCUUUAUAAAAAUAAGUCUAUGUUGGAAGUCAGUAGUUGUUUCACGUGGAAUUUUUUUAUUUUGUGUUUAGGGAUCACAUAUGUUGCUUGGUGUAGCAAGCAGUAGCUGUUAAUAUUUGAUGAACAUUCUUCUGAGUGUUGUGUAACCUAUUUAUUAUUUUCACCAGCACUGAAUUUGCUGUUUAAAAUCUCACUUGCAUUUUUCUUUGUUGUUUUGAAGCAUGAUAAUUUUUCACUGGCAGGAAUGAGGAAUUUUGUGAUACCCCAGGCAGUAUUGUCCCGGGACAAACAGGUCAAAAGUUUUUCCAGUCCAGAUAGCUUAAGAGGCUUAUAAGGUAUGCUGUUAUAUUUUGAGGUGAAUUUUCUUACUGGCAUACAUUUCAGAUCCAUUGCCUUCUGUCUGUAAAUUUGACCUUUGGGUUAGCUUAUACAUUAGAAACUACCUUUUUUUAAAUAAAGUUUUUUGAAUUCCUGACAAUAUUUUUUUAUAGAUAUGGCUUUCAAACUUGCAAAGUAAUUUCCCAAGCCUCCAUGUUGGAAUACUUUUUUGAUGAAGUCCCCAUGCCUGUUUGGAGCCAAAGUCAAGAUUUGACACUGGAUCAAGUUGAAGAUCAUAUGAUAAAAGUAUUUUUAAUUAAAAUUUUUUAUAAUUCUUACUAACCUUAAUGUUUUUGAUGGCUACAUUAUUGAAGUAUCAUUACAAUCCAAGCCACUAUGCCUGUAAGGUUGAUAUAGUUUUCCAAUUCAAAAUAACAUUUGAUUUUUUGGGAGGCGAGGUUGGAAAGAAAGUUCAUGGUAUAGUGGUCUACUCAGAAGCCAGAAAGGAAGAGAGGAAUUGCAGAAUGAAAAAAAAUCCUGGUUUUGAUAUGGAAGUUCAGGCAGGAAAGAAGGAAUUUAUCAUGUGACAAAAAGUUGUAACUUAUAGAUUUUCAGAACAUCAUAGUGAUAACAUAGAUGUUGUAAAGAGUCAGUUUUAUUUUAUUAAUUUUACAUAGACUUCCAUUAGAUGAAUCUGGCUAAAGAUCAGCGCACGUUUUUUCCUUCAUAAGUAGAUUUUUGGAAUGGUUAUAAAAAGAUUGUUUGUUUUAUGGGCACAUAAAAAUUUAGAAUAAUUUUAAUGUUUCAUCAUAAAUACAAAUAUCCUCCUUUAUUGUAAUUGCCCACCUGGUCCCUUGUAUUGACAUACAUACCGUACAUCUAAAAUGCAUUGAGCUGUUAAGUGAGAUACAGGAUGCCACCUACUGGUGACCACACUUAUGGUCUUUUGUCACUGGUUUAGUCAUGUUUCCCUUAAUACUGUAGGUAGGCUGCAAUCUAGUGUUGGGACUUCCUCUAGUUGCUACUGGUAGACAAAGUGUGUAUAUUCUCCAGGAGUGUCCUAGAAAUUAGCAGUGUUGUGCUGUGAUGUUUUUCUCAUACCUGAGUGGGACAGCUGUUAGUGUGUGCUUUUAAAUAUGCCAUAAUUGUCAUCAUGUUAUUUGUUUCAUGUCGGUUCAGUAACUCCUAAUAAAUGAAAGCCAAGGUACUUUGAAAAUACAGGAUGUUUCAUGUUUUCUGAGAUAUCCUGUGGGGUACAUUUAUUUUUCAAGUCACCUUACAAGUUUUGACCUCAACAGAUAUGUUUAACCACCUGACUCUUAUGAAGUUUUCUUCCUUUAGGAAGCAGAAUGCUCGGUUAUUUCCUGCAAGGUUAAGCCCCACCCUUCUUUUCUUUUCAAUUUUUUAUUUUCUCCCAGGCCUUGACUGCAAGACAUGACAUUGCUCAUUCUAUUGUGUUUUGGUCAUAAAACAGUCUAUUGCUGGAGGUAAGAUUGUUGAUUAUUCUUUCAGAGAAAUUUUUUAAACAUUUAAAAUGCAGAUACUUUGUAGUCCUCUACUGUUAAAUUGUAUAUGUCAUGCCCAUUCAUUGAUAUUUGCAUGCUGUUUAAGAGUCUUUGGCAUUAUUUUGUCAAAGCAAAUACAGUACAUUAAAACACCCUCUCUUGUAAAGUUUCUAUGAGAUAUUUUUCCAAGAUUUUUUUAAAGCUUUUAAGGUAGACAUAUAAUGAAAUGUGACUUCUAUUUGAAAUGGUUACUUCAGCUUUCAUGUUAUUUAGAUAGGAAAUGUUUACAUAGGAACUAAUACCAAGUAUGUAAUUUACUUAGUAUUUUUUUAAAACAUAUUCACGAAGUAAAAGCAUAGAAUACGAAAAAACAACUGCAUACAAAUGUGGAAGACAUAUAUUGUAAUCCAGCUAAAACAAAGGAGAAUUAAGUUUCAUCGAAGAAUUAGUGUCAUUCCAGAAUGACAUGUGUUACACUUUGAACAUGUUUUAAGCUCUAAUUGUUAUUUUUGUGUAAGUUCUGUUAUGUAGUGUGAUAAGAUUUUACAAAAGUAGGACAUUUAAUUGUGGGUGCCAUGAUUGUUUUGUAAUACAGAAUUUGUUAACCAUGCAUCAUCCCCUCAUAUUGUGGAUGUAAGACUAAAGUUAUCUAUUAGUGUACGUAUAUUGAGUAGUAAGUGUUUGAAAUUUUUAAAAAUGUUUUGCCUUUUUUUUUUUCAUGUAAGAACUAAAGCAGUUCUUUUGCAUUGGAAUUUUCCCAUCAGAGGUCCAACUUAUUUAGUUUGAGCUAAGUGCAGAACUUUGGAAAAUGUGUUUUUGCUAGCAUAGUCGUUGUUUCAUCCUCAAAGGAGUUACCCUUCCAUGGUGACUAGACUUAAUAUUAAAGAAAUAUCUUUUAGCUUGGUCUUUCGGGUGUUUCAUCGUAAUGAUAAAGACUAUGAGACAUGAUAGAGUAUAAUGGACGAGACGUGAUAGAGUAUAGUAACGGACUCAGUGUACUAGAUAAAGAAAGAACUAUAAACCUAGGAUUAUAUACAUAUAAAUAGUAUUCUAGGCUCAAUUAAAAGUAACUGUUUGUUAUGACCUGGUGUCUGUUAUGACUUGGUAGCCUAGCCUAUCUGUAAGGCUACAUAGUACUUAGUCCCUAAACAAGGUACUUAGACUUUUAUGUACCCCUCAAUUUAGUGGGUCCAAUACAACUGCAACUCACAUGCUACAAAAGGCGAGCUUGCUGAUUGCAUUAGCAUCAGGAACCCAUAUUUGUGAAUUGGUCUUUGUUAGAUGGAUAAGAUAUCACAAAAACUGCUGAUAAUCUAUUAUUGUCCCCUGGUCCAUCAUUCCUGUCAUAGAAUGAGGAUCCUUUAAGAAGGAAAUCUAUUCUUAUAAGAAAACUCUAUUUAGCAGACAUUAUGCCCAGUUCAAGCACUUAAAGUUUACCUAGAUGUCAUGGCAAACAUUCCAGAAGGUCAGAUUUUCCUACAUCCUAGCACAAAUAAACCACUCUCUACAAGGGCUAAGAAUACUUUUAGUGUCCCUCAUUAAAAAGGCAAACCCACACUCCUUCCUAGGUUGCAUGAUAUUAGGAAAGUAAUUACGUCGUUGGUCUUCUUCAGAAAUGUCUCUUUCAAAGAGGUCUCUGAAUGCACAAGGUGGUCAACAGAAACAGUAUUCUUAAAACACUACUGCCACGAGGUUGAACAAAUUUGACUACACUGUGUAUCAGUAGGUGGUAUGGUUAGUCCUGACCCUAUAGGCACUACAGCAGAAAACCAGGGGUCUUCAUAAUGGUUGGGUAUGCUGACUCUUGCUGGGAAAGUGCAAUGAGACUGCAACCAUACCCAGCAUACUUUGGUAAGUCACUACAGGACUUGCCACUAAAAACAUAAAUUCUCGCUUAGUUUCUUGUUUUUUGUUACCAAAACUUGUGGCUUGACCUUGGACCGGAAAUUAUAGUUUUUUUGGGGGGAUUGUUGGGAUUGAAAUUUUGAGAGCUUAAGCGUCACCAGUCAAUUUCUUUGUGAUGCUCCUUUUAGGACGAAACAGUGACUAUGCUAUCAAAGAACAGGUUUUGAUGUAAGAAAAACCUAUUUUGUAGUUGAGCUUGAGCCCUCAAAACCCUCCCACUUUCCUGACAAAAAAGGAAUGGGAUUUGAGUAAAAGUUCAUCUUGAGUUGACCAAAAGAGCGCACUAAUGGUUCUUGGCCUUUUUACCAGUUCAAUUGUAAAACAAGAUGGUGCAAAUCACUUCUUUUGCAGUUUUUGACAUAGGAAAACUGGAUACAGCUUCAUUGAAGGCAAGAGAAAAGGCCUUCUUGUCUGUUAGUCCAUUAUACUCUAUCAUGUGUCAUACCAGGCUACAAGACCAGGCUAAAAGAUAUUUCUUUGUUAUUAAUCUAGUCACCACAGGGCUCUGACACACCAUGGAGGGGGUAACUCCUUUGAGGACUCAACACCAACUACCAAAAAUAGGUUUUUCCUACGUCAAAACCUGUUGUAUGAACUAAGGAGACUUUUAGUAAAGCUAGUUGUUUUGAUAUACUACAUCUUAAAACAGCUGAUUACAUUAAAAGUACAGUACAGUAGUUCAUAUUAGUUACGUACUGUUUGUGAGGAUCAAAUAUAUUGACGUCAAGAAGAGUGCUGCUGUUUGCGCACACAUUGUAAAAAAAAAGAAAUGUAAUUCUUAUAAAUAUGAAGUGAUAUUAAUGUUAGUGAACCAUUAACUUUUUCACUGGCACGCAGACAUCAUUAUUUUUGAAAUUCAGACUCAUACAGUAAAUUGUUUAUCAUGUUACCAAAUAUACAGUAAAUUGUUUGUCAUGUUACCAUUUGGUUCAUUGGAAAUGAUGCAUUUAUAAAUCCUGCAGGGACUACAUAUACAUGCUCUACUAAGUAGUGAAUUAUAAGAGAACAAUGAAACACAUUUUAAUUCCACUGUGAAAAUAAGCUGUGUCUGUUUUUUAAACAAAAUGUACUGUAUAUACAGCCAUAGAUGUCUUGCAGGAAUGGUAAGUACGUAAUUGAUAAGCUUUUUCUCCUCUGGUAUAUCUUCAUACUUCGAUGAGUAAAACAACUAACAUUGCAUUUGAGUGAAAACUAAUCUGUUGUUGUAUACAAUUAGAUAUCACGUUUUUAUACUAAUAUAAAUUUGUGAUUUUUAGCAGUGAGCGUCAUUGUAGUUCGAUAUGUUAGGUCCAUAUUUGGCCAGAAGCCUGCUUUUGAAGAGAAAAUGCCAAGAACAGUUGUAAAGUGUUAAAUAACCCUUAGCAACAAGUAUAGAAGCUGUUAUUCUUGAUGAAAACAGUAAAAAGCACUAAGCUUCAGAUGUAAAAAUAUUACUAUAAUAGAGCAUUAAGCUUCAGGCCUAGUAGAUUCUUGUGCUGAUGCUAAUUUUUUGUAGUCAGAGGAAAGGUUAAUCUUAUGAUCAAAAAGAGGUUCAUUGUGUGAGAAAUGUCUUUGGAGGAAAAUCUUGCUGGUUUCUGUUCAUGUCUAUUUUUAGAGGUGAAGGUAAGGGAAAAGGCAGGGUCUUGUUUGUUGACCUUUGAUAAUUACUGGAUUGUAUUCAGAGUUUGUAAGGUCAUGUGAUAUGAUAUUUUGUGGUAAUUUUGCAACAUUUGUAAGUUGAUGGUAGGCAUUACCUAAGUUUACCAAUGUAGUACAUACUUGAGGAAUAUUUAUUUACUUGAAUGAACACUAAACAUUAAAUGGACAUGGGAAGCAAGCAGCAUGGCAAGGUGUCACUCUGAUCAAAUGACAAGUCAUGUAAAAGUUAAGUUGUAGUUUGUAUAAGAUAUUAGAUGACAAGGUUUGUCUGCAUAACAAUGGUAGUCUUCACAAUUUAAUUUUUUUCCAAGUUUUUAUUAGUAAUUCUUGCUAGCAGCUAACGGUAGGAGCUUUAGGUGUCAAAAGACAACUUGCGUGUUGUUCCAUGGCAGAUUUUAUUACUGUUCCUAUUAUAAUUUGAUGCAACUGUUGCUGUCAGUGAAACCAGAAUGACAUUAAGAGAACCCAACAUGGGAAAGGAUUGAAGUGUUUCACCACUAAAGGAGGAUUGCAUGCAAUCUUGCUAGAAUUUUGAGGAACAUUUAGUUACAAGAAUUUUUUUUAUGAAAUGCUUAUUAGAGGUUAAUUAUCAUUAUCUUUACCAGAAAUUCUUAUUUAUGACAGCCAGCUUAGAACCUAAUGGAGAAUGAUUGAAGUCAAGAAACAUUGGUAAAAUCUUUGAAGACCACAUAGCGAAAGACAGUGUUCCAAGAGGUAAAACCUAAUUCCUCAACAUUCAGUUUGGUCAAGAUAAAUGACAUUAUUAUGCCAUCAUUGAUUUCCCUUAUUAAAAGAGAUCAUAAUAUAUGUUUUAGUAAGGACUUACAGUAGUGUGCAGAAGUUUUGAAGUACUUUAGUAAUAAUAAUGAUAAUAAUAAUAGACUCCUCUCGGGCUGGCGAAUACUUGAAUUGACUGUAUGCUGUUCUCUUGGAAACUAUUCCUCUGACUGUUUAUUAUUGCUUGCUAAUUUUUUUUAUGAAAGGUUAACCAUUAUUGGAAGGUUGGAAAUGUCAUUGCAGUAUAAUUGUGUAUUCAUCCAGUCAUUUGAUAUCUUUUGGUGUUUUUUUUUUUUCUAAUACGUAUUUGUGUUUAUCUCAUGUCCUCGGAAACUUUUACCUUGUGUUGUAAUCAAUUUGUAUCUGUUAAUCUAACUGUUGUUGUCUGUAUAACUUUAAAAUAAUGCCAACUGUUGGCCCAUGCAAGUAGGUGGCUGAAGGUGACUGUAGAAAGAUUCUGUGUAAAUUGAAUAGCAGGCACCUGUUAUUAGCUAAAUUGGACAUUCUUUGAAAUGUCAUCUUUCAGAGGGAAACAAGAUGAUUGUUGGUAUAGGCCUCCAAAAUUUCAAAUAUUACUACCACUUUUUGAACCAAACUUGUGGGUCUUUUCCUUCAGUGAAUACCAGUUAUGGUCUUAUGAUUGUAGAUUAACCCUCUAGUAGCUUUAUCAAAGGAGUCAAAGAAUCACAAGAAUUGAACUUUGUGGAAUGAGUCCUUAGUCUUUCCUCUCAUAAACGAAUAUUUUUUCAUAAUUGAACUCAUGCAUUUGUAUACCUGGGACCUGGUAUGAGUAAUUCAAAACCUUAAAGCAAUUUCUGUAUCUCAACUUUUAUGCUAUAACCUUAGAACUAGUAUUAGAACCAACUUAAGAAUGUUCAAUUUCCUGAUUUUCCAUUUAUAGUUCUUCCUUUAGUAGCCAGGUGCUGUAGAAUAGUAAUUAAUGUGUAAAAGUUGUUUACAAUAUUAUGCAAAAAUAUAAUUAAUUGUGAAAAGGUGGAUGCAAUUAGAGUACAGAAUUCUUUCACUUUUUAUAUUGCAUUAUGUCUUAAUGCAUCUUAAAUUAUCAGAGAACCCUGAAACAGUCAUUGCUACAGUUUUUUUUAUUGUACUACUGUCUGGGAGCAAUCCUGAUUGGUAUUAUUACUCUUGUGAGUUUCUAUAUUAUAAAGCCUCAGCCUCUCAGUAACCUUGUAUGCUUAGAUUAUAAGAUGCAUGAAUCCUGUACACUGAUAUUUUUUACUAAAGGGGAAGCAGAAAUGUCAGGCAUUUUGUAGUCUGGUUGACAUGACUGCCCUCAAUUCUAAUCUUUUGAAAGAUACUACUAGUCAUGACCUUUGCCUUCCUGUUGGUCUACCUGUUUCAAGACAUGUUAUUUCUCACAUGUCCAAAGUAUUUUUUACUUACACUUUCUUGCAUCUUUAGGUUACUUAGGGUAAUCUAGAAUUUCAUGUUACAGUACCACUUUACUAUAAAUAUAAUAUGUACAAUACAUGAUAACCAAUCUUCAUGUCAUAGAGUGCAGUAAUGAACAAAAGUGUGCAAUAAAUCAUAUUUCACAUUGCUAAAUAAUGUGUAGUUUGUAAGGAAGUACUGUACUGUCUAAUGCAUAAGGUGCCCUUAUUAAAUAAGACAUAUAGCAACAUGUAUGUAACCUGUAUCCUGGUGUUCUGUGAUAUACUUGUCGUAAUAAAACAUUCCUUUUGAAA